Messenger RNA from Drosophila bipectinata, 1775 nucleotides. Lineage: Eukaryota; Metazoa; Arthropoda; Insecta; Diptera; Drosophilidae. The record is from RefSeq and is a predicted model, not a curated record.
CGACAAUUGAAUAUUCAGUGUGUACAUCUGAGCCUUCUUCUGGUGGUUUUAAUUGUGCCGGUAAGAAAUCUAAAUCAUAAAGUGGUACUAAAAUAAGUAAUUAAUUUAUGAACAGGUGUUGAAUUAAUAAACAAGGUGCCAACUAAGGUAACAUGGAGGCAGCAGUCGAUGCAGUUACAUGUCAACGACAUAGCUUUUCGGGGAGAUUCUUCACUCCCAGAUAGUAUAAAGGAACUUGCAACACCUUUGCAGAUUUUCUGUUACUUCUUCGAUUCACAGAUUAUGAAUAUGAUUGUUGAAGAAACCAUUCGGUCAGCACUAACGAAAAACAUAAACAAUCAAUUCAAAUUCAGCAUUGACGAUGCCCAUCACUACAUUGGAAUUUUAAUUUACAUGUCAAUUUAUCGAUACUCGAAUAUAAAAAGCUACUGGGGUAUAAAUGCAUUAGGACCUAUAAAACACACCAUGUCGCGAAACAAGUUUGAGGAAAUCAAAAAAUACUUUUCACUGCGGGAUGAGAGCAAGCGAAUCCAGAAAGGUGAGCCAGGAUACGAUUCACUGUAUCGCACGCGUACGUUUUUAGAUCACCUUAACCAGAGGUUUGACUCCGUGCCAAAGCAAGCACGACUCUGCGUCGAUGAACAAAUGUGCAGCACAAAAAUGAGACACCACCUUCGGCAGUAUAUGCCUAAUAAGCCGCAUAAGUGGGGUAUUAAGCUGUUUGUGUUGUGCGACUCAUUUGGUUAUGCCUACCGGUUUGAAAUUUAUAGUGGUGCAGGUGACAACGUUAUCUUGCCUGCUCAUCCAGAUCUUGGACCGUCGGCAAACAUUGUUGUACGCCUGACAAAAACGGUAGAAAGUUUCAAAAACUACAUCAUUUAUUUUGACAACUUUUACACUUCUUUACCGUUGAUGGUUUAUCUGCGUGCUAAAGGGAUAUAUAGCCUAGGAACAGUGCGUGUUAAUCGCAUUCCAAAUUGCAAGCUUCCGAAUGACAUUUCGAUCAGGAAACAGCCGAGAGGUUUUUCGACUGAGUAUGUCGGUUCGUCAUUUGGCAUCGAUAUAACAAAUGUGUUAUGGAAAGACAAUAAAGCCGUUUGCUUGCUAUCAACUUAUGUUGGUAUUAAGCCAUUUUUGAAAUUAAAUACAAAUGAAGGAAUAGCAAAGAUAGCUCGUUAUGACAAGAAAUCUAAAAGACAUAUUGAGGUUGAUUGUCCCCAAAUUAUUCGGGAAUAUAAUGCCCACAUGGACGGUGUUGACCUCAUUGAUGGGCUUAUGGGUCGUUAUCAUAUUCGAGCAAAAACACAAGAUGCAAUGACAAGAAUUUUUUACCAUUUGGUUGAUAUGGCAGCAACAAAUGCGUAUGUUUUAUACAGGCGCAUUAAAAAAGAAAACAAGAGCACAGACAAGUUGUUGGAGCUUCCGGAGUUUCGGGAAUCAAUUGCUGCUGGCUUAGUGGCAUAUCAAUGCAAGCGUAAACGCGGUCGCACAUUCCGUGAUUAUGAUUGAAAAUUUCCGUCACCAUCAUCCCAGCGAAUUGCACAACCAGGUUGGACCAUGCAAUCCCCAUCCACACCGAGAUCUUCAAAGCCAUCGCUCACAGUUGGUGAAAAAUCAAAGCAUCCAGUUUCAGAUGUACGGUUUGAUGAAGUCAACCAUUUUCCUGUUUGGAUGAGUCGAGACAGUGGCAAAAGAUGGUGCACAAAAUGUAAUUUGCACUUGUGCUGUACGGCAAAUAAAAAUUGUUUCUUUGAGUACCAUAAUCAAAAAUUAGA